Molecule: messenger RNA, 1681 nt
Organism: Poeciliopsis prolifica (blackstripe livebearer)
Lineage: Eukaryota; Metazoa; Chordata; Actinopteri; Cyprinodontiformes; Poeciliidae
Gene: slc25a21
Product: solute carrier family 25 member 21
Exons: 11
Coding region: 314-1213 (299 amino acids)
Biological process (GO): transmembrane transport
Source: RefSeq, a predicted model, not a curated record
GUGGCUUAAACUUUUAUCGUGAGGGCUGUGAAAUUGAGUUUGUGACACGAAUAUGUCCAAAACAAUACUUUAAAUAGGACACACGAGGGCAUGUUUACAGCUUAGGUGAGCUGUAACCAUUUCCAUGCUAGCUUAGCGGAGUUAGCCGGUGGCACGCGGAGAGAGAGCCUUCCAGCGCGUGCUGAGGAGCAAAGUUUGAGCAGCGAGGUACGCGCUCAACAACCUCGUAGCAACUGGAGACGGCAGAGCCGAGACGUCGCUCAAGAGAGAGAGAAAAAAAACACACAAACAAACAAACAAACAAACAAAAAGAAUGACAGCCAACAAGCCAAGGAGCGUGCUCCGCGAAGCCUCCCAUCAGAUUAUGGCCGGUGGAUCCGCUGGUCUGGUAGAGAUCUGCUUGAUGCAUCCACUUGACGUUGUGAAGACGAGGUUUCAAAUCCAGCGAGGAUCGAGUGACCCCACCAGCUACAAGAGUCUACGAGACUGCUUCCGCACGAUUUUCCGCAAGGAAGGAAUCCUUGGCUUCUACAAGGGAAUCCUGCCUCCGAUUCUGGCAGAGACGCCAAAGCGAGCAGUGAAGUUUUUCACCUUUGAGCAGUACAAGAAGGUGCUGAGUCUGACCCCUUUGUCUCCUGGUGUGGCGCUGUCGGUAGCAGGCCUCGGCUCAGGGGUGACUGAGGCCUUCAUCAUCAAUCCGUUCGAAGUGGUGAAAGUCAGUCUCCAGGCCAACAGAGACUCAUUCGCAGAGCAACCCUCCGCUUUCGCCCAAACAAGACGUAUUAUCAAGUCAGGUGGCUUUGGAUCGAGAGGUCUGAAUAAAGGGUUAACCUCAACACUGGGACGCCAUGGAGUUUUCAACAUGAUCUACUUUGGCUUCUACUUUAACGUCAAGGAUGCGAUCCCUGCCAACCCGGACCCCAGGUUAGAGUUCCUGAGGAAGUUUGCUAUUGGCCUGACGUCUGGGACCAUCUCGUCAUGUGCAAAUAUUCCCUUUGACGUAGUAAAGAGCCGCAUCCAAGGGCCCCAGCCGGAACCAGGAGUGAUCAAGUACCGCACCUGCUUCCAGACCAUGGCACUGGUGUACCGCGAAGAAGGCUUCUUGGCUCUGUACAAAGGCUUGGUUCCUAAGAUAAUGAGACUUGGACCAGGUGGAGGGGUGAUGCUGCUGGUCUACGAAUAUAUGUCGAAGUGGUUGCAGAAACACUGGUAACGAGAAAACCACAGAAGAGAAACAAAAGCCUGUAAUUCCUGUUCCAAAUUUAUUCCUCAUUGACAGAAUUGGUGACUCACCACGAAGCCUUUGGUUUUGCUUUUUUGUUGUUUUUUUUCUAAGAUUCAUAAAAAUACCAAAACAGUGUUUCCAUAUUCGGGCGAUGCAUCUGUCUCACUAAUAAAAGUUGUGUAAACCAGUAGCACAAUAGGUUUUCAUCACCAAAAAGUAUUUCUAUUUUUUAUUUCAUCAGUUCCAGAAUAGACAAAGCUGUGCAAACUUUAUAAAGUGACCUUUGUAAUGGAGCUCUAAAUUUAUUAGUCAAAAUAUCAGGUUUUUUUUUUUUUGUACUACUCUGUUUGUCCCCAACUUGUUUAAAAUGGAUCAGAGUUUGCUUUUUGUUGUUUUUUGUUUUGUUUUUAUUUUUAUUUUACAAAAAUGGACUGAAUAAAUAGGUAGUUCCCUUCA